This is a messenger RNA of Glycine soja, 2043 nucleotides long. RefSeq names its product kinetochore protein SPC25 homolog. The coding region runs from base 140 to 817 and encodes 225 amino acids. Lineage: Eukaryota; Viridiplantae; Streptophyta; Magnoliopsida; Fabales; Fabaceae. Gene Ontology annotation, biological process: chromosome segregation. Gene Ontology annotation, cellular component: Ndc80 complex. The record is from RefSeq and is a predicted model, not a curated record. The transcript has 3 exons.
GUAUAUUUUAGCCUUUAUUUGAACAAACGGAAACAGGGGGUCUGAACAAGAAGGCAAGCAAAACUGGCGGGCCGCUUAAUUACUUUGAAUAUUAAAAAACCUGAGACUCAAGAAAGAUCCCUGUUGGGAGCGAAGAAAGAUGGAGUCCCCAAUCUCAAUCCGCGACACUGAGAUCCCUCUUCAAAUGCAGAACAUCAUCGACGCUUCCACCGCUUCUUACAUCAAAUCCCUCCAUUCCCUCAGAGCCACAGCUCAAGAAACUGCUCGAUGUCAAGAUCUUCGGGUUUUGACUCCAAACCCUAACCCCGUACACUCCACUACUUUCGUCUUACUCGCUCACUCACUCACUCACCAUCUUUCUUUCUCCCCAGUUCAACUAGACGAGGUUAAAGCUAAACUCAGAGAGACCGAGGAUGAUUUCGUUAAAGCACUUGCAGUCAAGACCCGUAAAGAGGCCAAGCGAAUGGCUUUGAUGGAUGUUGUUGCUUCUGCAAAGGCCAGAGUUGAAGACCUCAGCGCAAGUAUUCGGGACCAUCGAACCAAAAAACAAGAAUAUGCCGCAUUUAUAUCUCUCGGGAAUUUAGUUGUGACAACUGAUGAACAUGAAGAAUCUGCCUUUAACUCUGCAUCUGCUCCAGUUUUAUCAAUGUCAUCUGUUAGAAGAGAUUUUCUAGGCAAGGAAAAUGAGCAUCAAGCUGAACCUACAGAAGGCAAUAAACAGUUCAAAAAACAAAAUGUGCACAGAAGGCUAAAAUCAUCAGUUUUAUCUCCUGGAUCUGCUUCAUCUGUUUGCCAGUCUCCUCGUUUGAAGGUAUGAGUUGAUCUGCAUCAAGCUGAACCUACAGAAGGCAAUAAAAUUCCUUUCUCAGCACACGGUAUUAUCCCAAGAUAAUGGUCUUCACAGAAGAUGUUCCCCGGUUGUAGUUGGCCAUUGUACCUUCAACAUGAAUGAUUAAGAAGUCCCUUUAUAUAAUUUUUUUUUUAUCUAUUAUUGGUGUGAUUGAUCAAUCUUAGCCUAGAGAAAGACGAUAAUGGUUAGACUAACUACUUGGCUCAGACUAUCUAAGACAACUAUUUUGUCCUUGAUAUGGGCAUUGUAGAUGCUGAGAAUUUUAUUUUAGUAAUUGUAUUGUGUAUUAAGUAUUAACAUUGUAUGAUUGUUAUUGUUUGAAUUUUAUUUUCAGCAAAUCAGAAACUGACAACAAUCCAAUUACUGGAUAUGUAGAUGCUGACUAUGCAGGUGAUAUAAACAAGAGAAGGUCAAUAAUUGUCUAUAUAUUCACUCUAUAUGGCAAUGUAGUCCGUUGGAAAGCAAAUCUUCAAUCUGUUGUGGCUCUGUCAACCACUGAAUCAGAGUACAUUGCACUGACUGAGGCCAUAAACGAAGCUUUUUGGCUGAAAGGAUUUGUAGAGGAGCUGGAAGGAAAGAAACUGAAGACUGAGGUUAUGUGUGAUAGCCAAAGUGCUAUAUGUCUCUCUAAGAAUCAGCCAUUCCAUGAGAUGACAAAACAUAUAGAUGCAAGGUUUCAUUUCAUCUGAGACAUCAUUGCAAAAGGAGUGAUCCAAGUGAAGAAAAUUGCAACUGAAGAGAACCCUACUGAUAUGUUGACCAAGGUUCUCACUGCUGCUAGGUUUGAGCAUUGUCUAGACUUAGUAGGCAUUCAAAGACCUAAUGAGUGAAGUUUCAAUUCAGAAACUUGAGACAUUUAUUGGAGCUGAAGCUGAUAAUGAAGAUCCAAGGUGAAGAUUUGUGAGGAUUAGGGGAUCACCAUUAGGCUUAGUUAGUUAGAUGCCAUAGCUGUUUUUGGCUAAGUGUUAGUUGAAGAGCCUUGGUAGUUAAGUUAGUUAUUUCUAUUAUAACUAACUUUAGGCUUGUGGAUUCCUUCUAUAUAAAGUCUUAGCUAGGCAACUCAUGUGAGUGUGAAUCACAAACAAUUUGGUGAGAUACCUUCGAGUAUGUGUGAGAUCAAAGUGUGAGCAAUCUAGCUCUUGUAAAGUUAUUGUAAUCUCUCAAUAAAAGUCCAUGAAGUAUCUUGAAGAGUG